AUGGGCUUCAAAUUUCUUUUGAUUACAAAGCUUUCAUUCCUUUUUGCUGCCGUUAUAGUUUCUGGGCUUGAUACCUGUACUGCAGGUGGUGAUGCAGUACAGUGCUGUGCCUCUGGUGGCUUCCCGAUCCCAGGAGCCCCCCCUACUAAGCGAACAUCCCACCGAGGUCUGUUUACCCGUGAUGCAGCUUGCCCUACCUCAAUUCAGUGUUGUGAGAAACAGUGUGGGAAUGGUUUUGAUCCCAACACGGACAAAUUGGACUCGUCUACCGCAAAGUUUGAGAUUGUUAAAUGCAAUACCUUCCCCGCAUUGAGUACAUCGACUGAGGAUUGCUUGAAGGUUUCGGCCGGUCCGAUCUUCGAUAACAAUAAUGUAGAACAGCCUCUCACUAACUACCACCUUGCUAUUGACGACGGUCCAAUUUCCGGUGCCCCUGGGCUAUACGAUAUUACCCAUAACCAUGCGUCAUGGUGCGACCAGCCAACGGCAUCUACCGUUGAGUGUUUUGUACCCUUCAGCUACCUCGAAUCACAAAUCUCUCCGCCUCCUUCUGAUUUAUGUCACGCCAAUAUGAACCUUGCAUUGAAUGUGGACAUUUCCUCGGCUACAUGCUCAAUUACGGGAGGUACUCUAACUGGGACGGGCAGCUUCUUCCAAUAUAUUCCGAUCACGUUCUCGUGUCAGGACACAACUACCUGCCAGACACAGUGCUGCUGCCCUCCACCCGCGACAUCUAAGAAGCCCUGCGCUGUCGGUAGCGCGUACGCCCGGUCGAGCAAUUCUCUUACUGACCUUGGGUGUGGGCACUGGGGCUGGUAUUUCAAGGGUGUGACGAGCGGCUUCUCCGCUGAUCUGGUACUGGGCCAAACUACAGUUAUCGGCACUGUGGACGUCACCAUUAGCGGCAACACUGUUAGCUGGGUCUACAACGUCGGGUCCGAUUAUGGAGUCAUUGAAGGACAUGCUGAUGUGAUUUGUGGAGGCGCUCAACUCCAACAUACAACUCCUCCAAAAACUGGGGAUGCUUGUGUCCCUGGCAAAUUCACAAAGAACUCUGGUUGUUUAACACCCGCUUCAGGUAGUGGCUGGUCAAGCAGUUACACAUGCAGCAAUGGCGGGCCAUACUCACUUGUUUUCCAUGCCAAGAUCGCCAAAUUUGUCGAUUCCACCAGCACCGAAACGUGCAAUCCUAUUGUAUGCCCAGACUCAAGCGAUUAA
Molecule: messenger RNA, 1218 nt
Organism: Aspergillus pseudonomiae
Lineage: Eukaryota; Fungi; Ascomycota; Eurotiomycetes; Eurotiales; Aspergillaceae
Exons: 2
Coding region: 1-1218 (405 amino acids)
Source: RefSeq, a predicted model, not a curated record